Messenger RNA from Colletotrichum higginsianum IMI 349063, 924 nucleotides. RefSeq lists its product as uncharacterized. The coding region runs from base 1 to 924 and encodes 307 amino acids. Lineage: Eukaryota; Fungi; Ascomycota; Sordariomycetes; Glomerellales; Glomerellaceae. The record is from RefSeq and is a predicted model, not a curated record. The transcript has a single exon.
AUGCUUACCGAACUCGAGCGUGCCAUACGUUUUGGCGCCCUUUUGGGGCGAAUCGAGAGUCUCCGCGAGGAAAUCAACCGAAUCCACGACAGCGAACCAGCCGAUUUCGCCGCCUUCGUCGCCCAGAUACCCGUCUCGAACGAUCCUGAUUGGGAUGUUGAAGAUAGCCUGUCAAAUGACGUCUGCAAUGCCUGGGCAGCAUGGGAAGACGCGACAUUGGAAUCACAUACCGUCUCCUCUCCGGAGAGUUCGAACGCCGCCGCCGCCGCCGCCACCUCGUCUCCUCUCAGUAACGAGCGACUCGACAAGUCAAACCUCAAAGAUACACAAUCUGACGCCAGUACUCUCGCAAUACUUGUUCAAAAGUUUAUAUACAGGCCGAAGCGCAUUAAAAGGGACGAUGGGGAUGGACAACCGAGCGCCAUGCAGUACUUGGGCCAGUCGAGCAACGGAUCACCAAGUGGAUUAAAGGCUUCGGCAACAACGGCUUUGACGGCUUUUUCGACCACGGCUACACUUCAAUCCACGUCGGUUCAUCUUCAGCCACCGACAUCCGCAUCGGCAUCUUCGUCGGCCUCCGCGUCGACAUCAGUUUCGGUAUCAGCUUCGGCAUCAGCUUCGGCAUCCGCAGAUGUGGCGCAUGGUAUCGUCACCCAGAUCCGGCCAGAAGGAUCCAAAGUCCGUCGAAUGAGGCACUUUUUUCGACUACGGGAUGAACUUGUUAGCUUGCUAUCCGUGUUCAAUGUCUUGGAGAACCAGGAAGAAGAUUUCGAACAGGCCAGAAAGCAGUGCAUAGAGAACUACCGACGGAGGAGAGGGCAAAGAACGGCGCAUCCACUGAGACAGAGUAUGACGAUGGAGGAACAAGAAGCAAUCUCAGAUAAGAGGCUUGGAAAACAAAAAGAGAGAACAGUAUGGUGGUGA